Molecule: messenger RNA, 1002 nt
Organism: Penicillium hordei
Lineage: Eukaryota; Fungi; Ascomycota; Eurotiomycetes; Eurotiales; Aspergillaceae
Product: quinone oxidoreductase family protein
Exons: 1
Coding region: 1-1002 (333 amino acids)
Molecular function (GO): oxidoreductase activity
Source: RefSeq, a predicted model, not a curated record
AUGAUGAAGGCUUUGCAACUGUCGAAAGAGCUGGAAGCCUCUCUGCCAACUCUUUCACUUGUCAAUCUUCCAAUCCCGACUUCCACCACUAGCCUCGCUCUCGUCAAAAUCAAAUAUUCUUGCAUUAAUCCGUCGGAUAGAUUCAACAGUAUCGGGGGAUUUCCGAAUACAACCUUCCCCCGAAUUCCGGGUCGUGACUACUCCGGCACAGUGAUCGACUUGAAGGAUAAAUCAGGUGCUAUGCGCUCCAAAUGGAUCGGAAAAACCGUCUAUGGAACUGGUGGUGCCGAAUUUGGUUUCAAGAUGGACGGCCCACAUGCGCAAUACUGCCUCAUCCCCGAGAACAUGCUUAUCGAGAAGCCCGACACAAUUUCCCUCCUUCAGGCUGCUACAGUUGGGGUUCCGUUUACGACAGCACUGCGAUGUCUCACACGGGCAAGAACAAAGCCAGAGGAUGUUAUUCUUGUGCUAGGUGCCGGCGGAGCCGUGGGAUCUUCUGCUGUUCAGGUCGCUCAGGCAAUAGGGUGCAAGCGCGUAUUGACUGCAACUCGAAACAAAGACGAUAAUCCAGAUAUCAUGUUGGAAGGCGAUAUUGCUGCAGAGAUUCAGAGCAAGAUUCCCUCUCUCACCAACAAUAUGGGUGUCAAUGUGGUGAUUGAUACUAUCGGAAACCUCAAUAUCAUGAAUGCUGCCAUCCAGGCUUUGGCUGUCAAAGGUCGGUACGCAUGGAUUGCUGCGCCACGAGGAGAGGGAUCUACAAAGCUCGGUUUGGACAUUUUCGAGGCCUAUCGAAAGGAGAUUGAGCUUGUAGGCUGUAAUUCUGGUCUUGCUACAACUGGAGAUACUGCGGAAGAGAUGCAAAUCUUGACCCGUUUCUUUGAACAGAAUUUGAUUCAUCCGCGAUCUGAAUCUUCAAUGAAUGUGGUCGAUUUGGAUGAUGCUGUUGAGAAGGGGUACAGGGCCUCUUCGAGCGAGAAGCAGACCGUAUUGAGGAUAGACUAG